Molecule: messenger RNA, 972 nt
Organism: Tarenaya hassleriana
Lineage: Eukaryota; Viridiplantae; Streptophyta; Magnoliopsida; Brassicales; Cleomaceae
Product: methyl-CpG-binding domain-containing protein 5-like
Exons: 4
Coding region: 120-791 (223 amino acids)
Molecular function (GO): DNA binding
Source: RefSeq, a predicted model, not a curated record
GUCACUUCUCUCGUGCGUUUCAUUUGUUUGUUAUUUUCCUUUCCUCUAUAUGAAGGUCCAAAUUAAUUCAGUCAGGAAAUGCUCCGUGUCUCCGCUAAAUCUCAGUCCUUUAUCCUCUCAUGUCAGCUUCUUCACCGUCCGAUCACGGCGAUUUCCCUCCCGAUCCUCUUCUCUCCUCUGGAUCCUUCAUCUCUUCCAACAUCUCAACUGACGCCGGAAACCUAGAUCACGGCGUGAAACGGCAGCCGAUCCCUCCUAGAUCCGGGAUGUCGAGCGGUGCGGAUCCGCCGAAGAACACGGCACAGCCGGCGGUGGAAUCGAAAACGCGAAAGCGCGCGGCGCCGGGGGACAACAACUGGUUGCCUCCUGGUUGGAGGGUGGAAGAUAGGGUUCGAACCUCCGGCGCUACGGCGGGUUCCGUCGAUAAGUACUACCAUGAACCAGGUACAGGACGCAAGUUCAGGUCCAAGACCGAGGUCAUGUACUACUUGGAAAAAGGAGCACCUAAAAAGAGCGCCAAAAAAUCUGAGAUCUCCGAUGCUCAAUCAGAUCAGCAUUCAAAAGGCCAAGGAAUAAGCAACAGAUCAGCCAAGAAAGCCAAAGAAACGCCAUUUAGCUUUGACUUUCAUAAUCCACCGGAGAAGGUAAGCUGGGUUUUGACAAACGACUCGGAAGAAGAAUACAGUUGGACUCCCUUCACUGCCAGUGAUGAAAAGGUUCCCGAAUCCAUCGCCCGAGACUGGACUACCGCCUUCUCUAUGGCGACUACGCGUAAUGGCCAGAAAUCUUGAUGGGGGGAUGGAUACUCACUCAGACUCCACACAGGUUAUCAUCUGUCUUAGUGUUUUGUUGUAGGACUUUCUUCAUUCUGUUGCGUUUGCGUUUUUAAACGUAAUUUUUAGCGUUUUGAGAGACUCUGACACGCUGAGUAAAAUGUUUCAAGCUCGUCAAAAGCAUUAGCCAUGGAAUUUA